Cuscuta europaea is the source of this 1325-nucleotide messenger RNA. NCBI's taxonomy places the organism in Eukaryota, Viridiplantae, Streptophyta, Magnoliopsida, Solanales, Convolvulaceae. The record is from the annotation of a GenBank genome assembly.
CUCCAGUUGUGUAUUCUCUUCAAUCUGAUUGACAGCAAUCCUUCAUCCAACAGAUCAGAUAAUUAAAUGGUAACAUAAAUCGAUGGGAACCCCACAUAUUGCAGAGUAGCUGUGAGUGGCCAGGAGAGAUCGAAAUGUGAGGUUUAUAUUGAUGGCCUAGAGAUACAUCUUCCAGCACACAGGAUAAUAGGAGCCAAGCAAAUCAAGAGAAUGCAUUGAAGAAUAUACGCCAAGAGAAUUAGUUUGCAUUUUAAAUGCAAUUAUAUUAAUUGGCUAGCUGUAUAGUGUAUUCUAUUAUUUAUACACAAGUACUUCGUCUACUACAUUUACAUCAUAUAUGGGACAAUAAUACAGUGGCGAAUCAGGUACAAAUUGUGCUUAUUGUGCAAACGUGUAUACGAUGUAUCUUUACGUUAUUUGUAUUGCAAAUUGAGAUUCAAAGUGUUGCAUAUUAUUCAAUCAUAAAAUAUCAGCUGCUUAUUAACGUAAUAAAGUAACUUAUAAUUAUUUGUUAUUUUGGGACUCCUGUUUUAAUUAUGACUCUUGUUUAUUAUAAAUAAAUGUCAGGGCUACCAAUAUGGUUGCAUCUCGUAAUCAUUCUCACGUGAUAUCAAAAGUCAGAAUCAUCUUACACUAUUUUUUUUUCUCCCGCCGAGACAUCUACUACUGCCACAACGUCUGCACCGGUCUCCACCAUGGUUGCGACGUCUGCACCGGUCUCCACCAUGGCUGCGACGUCUGCACCGGUCUCCACCAUGGCUGCACCACCUCUUUAAUUCUACGACAACAUCGAACCAGGGCACCUCCACCUUCUCCUCUUUGCCAGCCUUCUUCGCUACCAGGACUUCGAGUGCCGCUCCUCCAUUGUUACAGCCACGGUCUGCCAUCUUCAUGUUGUCGGAUGCCGCUGCUUGGGACCCGCCGGUUUCACAUGGACUCCAUCGCAGCCAGUGCUCUACCCACACCCGCAGCCCCCAGGUCUCCAUCCUCUGCAGCGGUUGUGCCAGUUCACCAUUCGAACGUCUUCCAUUUUUGUCGGGCCAACUUUUGUCGGAUCUCUCGGAAUUGCUCCGAUGUCUCAUCCGAGAAUCAUUGGUCCUUGCAAUACGGAUUCAGUUGUUCCAGGUUGAGGCUAGAGUCCUACUACCUGCACCUUUGCCUAGGGUGAUUGAUCGAGAAGGAAGACGUGGUUCGUGCUUCCAUUCUUAUUUCAAAUGUAUAAACUGCUCAUGGAUUUUUGAACAAUAUUUUCAUUAAAACAGUUGGGGGCCUGCGUGCCCGUGUUUGCCACGUGUGGCUAAGUAUCAAACAUUUUAUUAUUCCGC